GUUGCUGACAGAGACAUCCUUCUUGUGCAGACUGAAGUUUAAUCGCCAUGGCCAAGGUGUUUAAUGAUCCCAUUCAUGGCCACAUCGAGCUACACCCACUUCUUGUCAAGAUCAUAGACACACCUCAGUUUCAGAGACUACGAAAAAUCAAGCAACUUGGAGGGGGUUAUUAUGUUUUUCCAGGAGCAUCACACAACCGCUUUGAGCACUCAGUUGGAGUCGGGCAUUUGGCAGGAGAGCUUGUAAAAGCUUUGAGGGCAAAACAGUUGGAGGAGUUGGAGCAGGAGCCGUCAACGGACUCGGAAUCCCUCAUCAAUGACCGAGAUGUCCUUUGUGUGCAGAUUGCAGGCCUUUGCCAUGACCUAGGUCACGGGCCCUUUUCUCAUGUCUUUGAUGGAAUGUUCAACCCUCAAGCAGACCCAAGUGGUGAAAAAUGGGAGUGGGAAGCCAGAGUACCCAAAAAGAACUCACUCAGACAUGGGGAGAACAUGUAA
Oreochromis aureus is the source of this 494-nucleotide messenger RNA. RefSeq names its product deoxynucleoside triphosphate triphosphohydrolase SAMHD1-like. The record is from RefSeq and is a predicted model, not a curated record. Gene Ontology annotation, biological process: dGTP catabolic process; defense response to virus; regulation of innate immune response. The coding region runs from base 48 to 494 and encodes 148 amino acids. Gene Ontology annotation, molecular function: dGTPase activity. Lineage: Eukaryota; Metazoa; Chordata; Actinopteri; Cichliformes; Cichlidae. Gene Ontology annotation, cellular component: nucleus. The transcript has 5 exons.